This is a messenger RNA of Zea mays, 1135 nucleotides long. Its product is annotated as acid phosphatase 1. The record is from RefSeq and is marked validated. The transcript is spliced from 3 exons. Bases 84 to 911 code for a protein of 275 amino acids. NCBI's taxonomy places the organism in Eukaryota, Viridiplantae, Streptophyta, Magnoliopsida, Poales, Poaceae.
GUUCACCAAUCACCACUGCCGGAAUAUUUUAACUCGACCCCGCCCUACCUCUCGCCGUCGACCACAAGUCCACAACCCACAAAAUGCACGGGAGGACCCAGGGCGCCGCCGUCGGCGACAUGACCCAGCGCCUUCUCCUCGCCCUCUCGCUCAUCGCAUCAGCGACCGCCGUGCCCGCUGUCAUCCGCACGGUCCCGGACGACCCCACCGCGGGCUCCUCUGGCGCGGCAGACGCCGCGGACGCGCUCUUCUGUGACAGCUGGAGGCUGUCGGUGGAGACGGCCAACGCGGGCCCCUGGAGCGCCGUGCCCUCGCGCUGUGGGGCUUUCGUGCGGGACUACAUGGAGGGACCUCGCUACGCGUCUGACUCCGCCGUCGCCGACGCCGACGCCCUAGCCUUCGCCUCCGAAGCCCUGGCCGCCGCCGAGUGGGGCGGCUCGGCGAGCGCGAGGCCUGCGUGGGUGUUCGACGUCGACGAGACGCUGCUCUCUAACGCGCCGUACUACGCGGUCAACGGAUGGGGAUCACAGGAAUUCAAUGAGACCUCAUUUGAUGAAUGGGUAGAUGCUGCAAAGGCACCAACAUUACCAUCGAGCUUGAAUUUGUACAAUCAACUUCAGGGACUUGGUUUCCAUGUUAUCCUAUUGACUGGCCGGAGUGAAUUCCAACGUAAUGCCACAGAAUUGAAUCUUUUGUUUGCUGGCUACAACUCAUGGGAAAAACUCAUACUGAGGCAACCUUAUGAUAUUGGCAAGAACGCUGUGCAGUACAAAUCAGAGAGACGAGCAGCAAUGGAAGCGGAAGGUUUCAAGAUACUUGGGAACUCAGGGGAUCAGUGGAGUGAUUUGAUAGGAUCGCCCAUGGCAACGAGAUCCUUCAAGCUACCAAACCCAAUGUACUUCAUCAGCUGAUUUUAUUGUUAGAGCAGUGGACGAAGGAGCAGGUUUUCAUAGGGUGUUCAUAUGGUCCCGGUGUGAAACUGCUUUUGUUAGACAUCCCUCGGGACAUAAAUUUAGAUUUUUAUCUUCAAGCAUGUUGAAAUUCAACUGAGGCUUGGGUCCGUCGAAUCUGCCCUAUGAUGAUCUGUAAUUACACACUUCUUUUCCCACACUACUGGAAGCAUUUGUGGUAAGGC